AUGGAGCCCGUCGCCGCAGGGCCUACCACCUCGGGUUCGCGGGAUACCUCAGGCGCGAUCCAUCCAUCCCAAGCAGACGAGUCCAGCGCCCCCCGCAUCGCACACACCCUGACAGCUUGCAUACGCUGUAAACAGAGAAAAUCUCGCUGUGACCCAGGCAUUCCCCGGUGCGAGCCAUGCAAGAGGAGCAAUUCGAAAUGCGAAUACUACGACCACACCAAGGAAACUACCAUAUCGCGGACAUAUAUCUUAGAAUUACGGGAGAAAAUCAGACAGCUCGGCCAUGAACUCGAAGAGCUGGAGGACGAGGCCGACCGUGCGCCUGACGCUGAGGCUAUGGCGCGCGGAGCCGGCUUGAUCAAAUUCAAAGAGACCGAUGAAUCCAGGUUCCUAGGCCCGUCGAGUGGCAUUGCUAUUACUCGGUUCGUCAUGGACAUGGCAAAGCAGAACACAGGUUCAAAGUCCAUAAAGGAAGUCGUAAACGAUAAUACCGCACAGCAGAUCAAAUCAGUCUUUGAUAUCGAGAGCCAAAAGCCUACAUCAAAGGUUUUCCCAAUGAUCAGUUCUGUGGCGGAGCCAAAUCUACCGCCUCGAGAACUUACGAAUAAGCUCGUCGAUAUUUUCAUGGCAAAGGGUAUGCAUGUCCGCUAUGUCGAUAUAUAUAUAUAUAUAUAUAUAAUAUACCUUUACAUAUCCACUAACGCGUUUACCACAGCCCAGUACAUGGUCCCUAUACUGCACGAGCCAACAUUUCGUUCCGACGUCGACGUCAUCCUGAACGGAUCGCAAGAUCCCUGCCAAAACUUCCAGCUGCGCCUUGUCAUAGCGAUUAGUAUGCAAAGAGUCAGUGCACAGUAUGCCGGGUUGGCUGAUAGCUACUACCUGGCCGCACUGCCUUAUUUCGAUGGAUGUCUGGCCAAGAUGGACAUUUCUACAUUACAGUGCUGUGCUCUCAUGGCCUUAUACUCCCUCCUCACGCCGACCAGAACCGCCGCCUACUGGGUAGUUGGGGUGGCCGCUAAAAUAUGUCAAGACCUUGGUAUAUCUGACGAGGAAACUAUCACGAAGGGAGAAAACGGACAGACACUUAGUUUUCUUGAGAUAGAUAUGCGAAGAAGGUUGUUCUGGAUCAUAACUUCUAUGGAAUACGGACUCGCCCAUAGCCUUGGCCGCCCAAACUCCUUUUGCGUGAGCCAUGACCAUGUCAAUGUGAACUUUUUCCAGACAUGCGAUGACCGCUAUAUAACCCCAGGCGGCGUAUUACCUGGAGCACAACCAAUAAUGAAAAAGUGCAUUGCCAUUCAUUUCUUUAAGAUGAGGCUUCUACAGGCUGAAAUUCGGCGGAAGCUGUACCUUUGCAAACGGCCGACUCCACUAGACGAUCGAGAUCCAUGGUUUGCGCAGAUGCUAAACAAAAUGGACAGGUGGGUUGAAUUAUGCCCAAAGAACGAUGAAGGCAGCGGGUUCAGCCAGCUAUGGUUCCAAGGCAGGCGUAAUACAAUGAUUGUGUUCAUGUAUCGUCCAUCUCCACAAAUUCCAGAACCCUCACUUCACGCAGCUCAAAGAUGCUACGACGCUUCCGUGUUUAACGUGAAGAUACAGCGUGAGCAAGUUGCCACCGGAUCGGUGGACCUUACGUGGAUAUUUACGCAGUCUGUAUUCAUGGCAUUGAAUACGAUCCUAUGGUCACUUUCCUAUCCUGAAAUCCGAAAAGAGCAUCCGGUUGAGGACGUAAUAGCGGAGAUCCGCCUCGCUAUGGAGAUCCUUGCCAUCAGCUCAGAACGAUGGCCAGGAGUCGAAUCCGCCCUAGAGCUCUACAAGAGCCUCAUUUCUGGCUGCCUUAAAGCAUAUUCAACCGACGAGUCCUACGUUGUUCAUUCACCUCCUUCAAACCGACCCUCUCCAGACCCUGGAUCCGAAUAUGCUACACCACCUCCCAUGUCUCAUUCACCGAACACCGCCACGGUUCCCUCCCCCAUGUCGCAGCCAAGGUCUACACCCAAUCAACUUAGCUCAAGUCCUUACGAUACAACACACUCUCACGCCUCCUUCGAGACUGUACGACUCCACCCUGGACAGCCCAAGUUCGAGUCUACAACCCCUUCCCCCCAUACAACAAUGUCGACAUUAUCCUACGACCUCACCCCGUCACAGCAAAGCAAUUAUACAAACGGGAACGGAACUAGCAUUGAUCCCAACUCAAGAAGUCCGGCCCAACCAUUCUCAUCCCCAGAAGUCAACCAUCUUGCGCAGUGCGAUAUUAGCCCGGAAUCAAGGAAUCAUUUCGAUCCGAGCUCAUUCCAUAAUAACUUCCCUUCGGUUUUGCCCGGGCUGCAUCACUGGGACCCGAAUUAUACCACUGCCUCUACAACAGCAAGCUAUCUUACAUUCCCUAGCGCUGCCAUCGAGCCCAUGUCCUGGAUAGGGACUAUCGGUGAUCAAUAUUCCCAAUUCUACAACCAGCCAUACCAGUCGUCAUUAUUCAGAGAUCGGAGGUUGAGCUACCAGGAACACGAAGAGCUGAUGAAUACGCUUGGACACGAUUUACCAGAUGUUUCACAGCUUGUUGAAGAAUCAGCCACGUUUUACAGUAGUAGCAUGAUACCUUAG
Messenger RNA from Arthroderma uncinatum, 2610 nucleotides. Its product is annotated as fungal specific transcription factor domain-containing protein. The record is from RefSeq and is a predicted model, not a curated record. Gene Ontology annotation, biological process: positive regulation of transcription by RNA polymerase II; DNA-templated transcription. Lineage: Eukaryota; Fungi; Ascomycota; Eurotiomycetes; Onygenales; Arthrodermataceae. Bases 1 to 2610 code for a protein of 869 amino acids. Gene Ontology annotation, molecular function: DNA-binding transcription factor activity, RNA polymerase II-specific; sequence-specific DNA binding; zinc ion binding. The transcript has 3 exons.